GACUGGGGGUGGGAUCGGGGAGAGGACCUGGGGGGACACCGAGGGGACACCAGGGAGGGACCGGGGGACACCGAGGGGGGACACCAGGGAGGGACCGGGAGAGACGAGCGGGGAAUCCCGGGGGGGGGAGGGGAGCAGGACCAGGGGGUUCCCCCAGACCGAGGGGGGGUCCCCGAGGAUCCCCCAGAGCGACCGUGGGGGGGUCAGGGAUGUCCGAAGGGUCCCAUAAUUUUGAGGAGGGGGCUGCAGGGGGGGUGGGGUCCCGAUCUCCUUUUCCUCUUCAUCCGCGGGACUGAAGACCCCAAAAUUUGGGGACACCCCCUCCUCAUAAAGUGACACAUUUAGGGCAGGGGGACCAAGACCCCCUCCCCAAAAAAAAAAAGGGGGAUGGGGAGGGGGGAUUUGGAGGAUAACCCCCUCCUCCCUUAAAUUGUGACCCCAAAAAUCGGGGGAGGGGUCUCAGGAGGUGACAGGGGGUGACAAGGUCCGGUCCCCCCGGGGGUGGCCCCGCUGUCCCCGGUCCCUCCCAGCCCGGCUGGCAGCCAAGGUGUGACGUGACCUGCGACCUUCCCGGGGGGCACCGGAGCACCGGACACCCCCCCCCCAGCCCUAAAAUGGAGGAGAAAUCCCCCAAAAUCCCCGCCUGUGUACCCCAAUUCACCAACUGCCCCACCAUGGUGAUCCUGGUGGGUUUACCUGCCCGAGGUAAAACUUACAUCUCCCGAAAACUCACCCGGUACCUCAACUGGAUCGGAACCCCCACACGAGUGUUCAAUGUCGGGGAAUACCGCAGGGAAGCGGUGCCUGAUUAUAAAAAUUAUGAAUUUUUCCGGCACGAUAAUCCCGAAGGGGUGGAAAUUCGAAGGCACUGCGCUCUGGCCGCGUUGAAGGAUGUCCAGACUUACCUGAGCUCCGGGGAGGGGCAGGUGGCGGUUUUUGAUGCCACCAACACCACGCGGGAGAGGCGGGAGGUGAUCCUGGAGUUCGCCAAGGAGAACGGGUACAAGGUGCUGUUUGUGGAGUCCAUCUGUGACGACCCCGCCAUCAUCGAGGAGAACAUCAAGGUGACAGCCUGGGGCGGUGACAGUGGGGACAGGAGGUGACAAUGGGGGCUGGGAGGUGACAAUGGGGACAUGGAGGUGACAAUGGGACACGGAGGUGACAAUGGAGGCUGGGAGGUGACAGUGGGGACUGAGGAGGUGACAAUGGAGGCUGGGAGGUGACAAUGGGGACAGGAGGUGACAACAGAGCUGGGAGGUGACAGUUGGAGCCAAGAGGUGACAACAGGGACAUGGAGGUGACAUCUGGGGGCUGAGGGGUGACAAUGGGUACACUGAGGUGACAGCUGGAGCCAGGAGGUGACAACUGAGGCCUGGAGGGGACAGCAGGGGCUGGGAGGUGACAACUGGGACCUGAAGGUGACAACAAGGACCUGGAGGUGACAGCUGGAGCCAGGAGGUGACAAGAGGGACAUGGAGGUGACAGCUGGGACAUGGAAGUGACAGCUGGGGCUGGGAGGUGACAACAGGGACAUGGAGGUGACAAUUGAGGCCUGGGGGUGACAAGGACCUGGUGGUGACAACUGAGGCCUGGAGGUGACAGCAGGGGCUGGGAGGUGACAGCUGGGACCUGGAGGUGACAAUGGAGGCCUGGAGGUGACAAUGGGGACCUGGAGGUGACAAUGGGGACCUGGAGGUGACAAUUGAGGCCUGGAGGUGACAAUAGAGGCCU
Serinus canaria (Common canary) is the source of this 1731-nucleotide messenger RNA. RefSeq names its product 6-phosphofructo-2-kinase/fructose-2,6-bisphosphatase-like. Gene Ontology annotation, biological process: fructose 2,6-bisphosphate metabolic process; fructose metabolic process. Gene Ontology annotation, molecular function: 6-phosphofructo-2-kinase activity; fructose-2,6-bisphosphate 2-phosphatase activity; ATP binding. The record is from RefSeq and is a predicted model, not a curated record. Gene Ontology annotation, cellular component: cytosol; 6-phosphofructo-2-kinase/fructose-2,6-biphosphatase complex. Bases 615 to 1103 code for a protein of 162 amino acids. NCBI's taxonomy places the organism in Eukaryota, Metazoa, Chordata, Aves, Passeriformes, Fringillidae. The transcript is spliced from 6 exons.